AUGGUGGUGGUGACGGCGGCGGCAACGUUCACGCGGCAUAUGAGCAGCACAUACGACCGGCGAGUCGUCCGGAUGUCUGCGAAGGCCCGGAGCAAGGAACGCCGUGCGCACCUGAAAGAUCAUUCCGCGCUCGUUCGCAUCAGCGCUGGUGUCCGAGUCCACGUCCGCGCUCACCUCGUCAAUUGA
Messenger RNA from Postia placenta MAD-698-R-SB12, 186 nucleotides. RefSeq lists its product as hypothetical. The record is from RefSeq and is a predicted model, not a curated record. Lineage: Eukaryota; Fungi; Basidiomycota; Agaricomycetes; Polyporales; Adustoporiaceae. The coding region runs from base 1 to 186 and encodes 61 amino acids. The transcript has 2 exons.